This is a messenger RNA of Zophobas morio, 2933 nucleotides long. Its product is annotated as max-interacting protein 1-like. The coding region runs from base 180 to 830 and encodes 216 amino acids. NCBI's taxonomy places the organism in Eukaryota, Metazoa, Arthropoda, Insecta, Coleoptera, Tenebrionidae. The record is from RefSeq and is a predicted model, not a curated record. Gene Ontology annotation, biological process: regulation of transcription by RNA polymerase II. The transcript is spliced from 6 exons. Gene Ontology annotation, molecular function: RNA polymerase II cis-regulatory region sequence-specific DNA binding; protein dimerization activity; DNA-binding transcription factor activity, RNA polymerase II-specific.
GAAUCGCUGGCGGCGCAGAAGCCGUCGCGCAUCCGCCGCCGACGACUCGCUGCCCGCCACACGAUACAUCGAUACGAUAAAUCGCCAGUCAGUGUGUUCCAGUGCGUGUGGGGACGUGCAUCGUUGCGACUCGCGGGACGGUACCUUUGUCUGUAUUUCCAAGCAAACUUCUCACUAAUAUGAGCGCCCUCAAUGUCCUUCUACAAGCAGCAGAGUUCAUAGAGCGACGAGAAAGAGAAGCCGAGCAUGGUUACGCGUCGACCGUGCGGAUCCCCGACGACCUCAGGAGCGCUUCGAAGAGGCCAAAGAACAAGAAAUCUCAGGGCAAUAGGACAUCCCACAACGAACUGGAGAAAAAUAGGCGUGCACAUCUGCGAAACUGCUUAGAGAUACUUAAGGAAAUAGUACCGCUGGGCCCCGAAGCAUCUAGACACACUACACUAGGACUUUUAACGAAGGCUAAAAGGUUUAUUAAGAAUCUUGAAGACAAAGAACGUAAACACUCGACGCACAAAGAACAGCUGAAUCGGGAGCAGAGAUUUCUUAGGCGGCGACUGGAACAGCUAUCCCAGAGUUAUGCGUUGUCAAAAAGGCGCUCCCUGUCGGAGUGCUCAUCAUCGACGGUUUCCAGCAACCACUCCACGGCGUCACUUUCGUCGGCGCCAUCACCUAUUUCCGAAUCGGACGAAGUGGACGUCAUCGGCUACACGAGCACCCAGAGCGACACAGACGACCACUCCAGCGUCCAGUCGACGUCCAGCGACAGCGGGGUGGCAAUGUCGACCAGCCGCCUUACGUUAUCCGAGAUGGACGUCAUGGACGUGCUGUAGACGACCGAUAGACGGACGUGCCCGGGCUGCAGACGCGCCUCCAGCCAGUAUAUAGAUAGCCUUGAUGGCACCCGCGCGACGUGUCUGCCCUAGUCAACGAACACAUCUCUGUCUGUCUAUCUGUCUGUGCGCCACCUCCAAAUUAUCAUCGUAUUCACAAUAUAAAUUAUUAUUUAUGUACAUUGUAAAUAUUUUAAAUCUAAAUCAGAGUAUGAAUAGUGUUAUUAUUACCGAGGCGACCUGACUGCCUGCGGGCCGCGCGCGCGUUUUCUUAUACCUCGUUCUCACUAAUCGACCCCUACACGUUUCUUACCACUUCUGUUUUUCGUUUACCAUUGACCAUUCGAGAAGGCCCUCGAGAGGGCGCCCAAGCACCGGCCAUUCGAACAGGGAUUCGGAAGCUUCUAACGGAAAACGUUCAUCGAAGUCUCCCAGUUGACCUGGGUACGACCUUUUCCUUCGUCUGGGACAUAUCUUGAUUCACAAGCACCGACAUACCAAGAUUAAGGAGGGACUACCGCGAAAGGUUUUCUGGAAGAAUUUUUCUUGUCAGUCGAGGUUUUCGGUCAUGAACAAGCUAGCAAGAACGGAAGCUUCUGGGGAUAUUCUAACAGAAAACCUUCACGGGAGUCUCUCAGGAGGACGUUCAUUAAGGAGAAGUGGUUACCAGGAGACUUCCACGAAGAGUUUUCUGGUUGACUUUUCCGGAUCGAGGUUUUCGCUCAUGAAACUUUCGUAGGAGUCUCCCAGUUCGACUGGGAGACUUCCACGUGGAGUUUUCUGUUGUAAUGUUGUUCGUAGUGUGAAAAGUCGGUUUAGUUGUUGCGACGCGUAGAUCGGCGCUAAUUAAGUGAAGGACUCGUUCGACGCAUCAGUAGACGGUUUAGAGUUGGUGAGCUCGGCCAGUUGGGCUCCAGAGAAGUCUGCAGCGCUCGCGUGCCCAUGAGUGCUCCCAGAGCACACAAAAUCAACUCCUUGUGGAGUAAAAACAUAAUAAUUAUAAUUUGUAAAAAGAACAAAUACUGUACAGUGUGUUUAAAGAAGCAAACGAGAGAGGGCGUGGGCGGCGGGCCAUCCCCUUGUCAGAUCUCGGGCCCGUCGUCGCUCCAACAUCUGAUAGCAUUCAAAGAGUACAAAUUCUUAUACGCCUCCGCCCUUACGGAUGGGGGUUUUAUAUUUUAUAAGCCGUGGACGGGUCCCGGUGUUCCUGCGACCCGUCUCCGCAGAACUGAGCCUCUUUUGAUUAGGCGUGAAUGUGCAUUGCGUGUUUGGGAGAUUGACAGGUGAUUGCACGGUGUUGUUAUUAUGUGAGCGUCGAGGUGCGUCGGCGCAGUCGCCUCCGGGUCCUCCAUGACUAUAUCCACUUAUUUUUGUAAAGUACUCAAGUUCGAGGUAGUCUGUCCGUACUGUCGCGCCCGGCGACUGCAGCGCCACCUCGCCGCGUUUUCUAUAAAUGUCCGCUUCUCUUAGCCAACAGUCGCAAUCUAUAGGAUUCUUUCAAUGUCUGUUUACUUAUACAUCAAAAUGCUUUUUUGCAAAACAUAAUAAUAUGAAUGUAUAUUACUGAUCACUUGUGUUAUCUGACUGACGUGGUGGCAGCAAUAUGAAUUGAUACAGUGUUGAAUAUUGCCACAUCCGAGUCGAUACUUGAAUGUCUAUACGUGUCUCUUAGAUAAGUUAGGGUGUAGGUAAUUCCCACCUUCAAGACAUCUUGCUGCUUUAUGUUUAGGACAGUCGCUUCCCUCCUGAGGUCGCGCGCCGACACCCUCUCGAAUGACCUCUCUUGUAUGUACCUGCCGGCACAAAAAUACGAUAUUAUGAGCGAGACGUGUGUUUGUUUACUCUCGUUACAUUCGAGACUCGUGCACAACUCUUCUUCACGUUAGAACCAUUCCAUUUUGUGCCCAAUACAUUCGAGAGGCGUGUCGGGACGCCAUCGAAACCUAGUUAUUAGAUCAGCACUCCUGUCACCUGCAUCAACUCUUCAUUGGUUGUAUGAGAUAAUUAAUUGUACAUAAAUACUUGUAACUAUUCAUAUUGCAUUGUUCUUAUGUUUUAUCAUUAUUUUUCAAUUAUAUACAAAUAAAAAUUUGUGUACUAUUA